Molecule: messenger RNA, 1182 nt
Organism: Toxorhynchites rutilus septentrionalis
Lineage: Eukaryota; Metazoa; Arthropoda; Insecta; Diptera; Culicidae
Exons: 6
Coding region: 597-1010 (137 amino acids)
Source: RefSeq, a predicted model, not a curated record
UACUACAUUAUCGACAUCGUUGACAAUCAGGAGGUGUUUACGUAUCGAACGUGUUCAAUUUAUGAUACAGACAUACAGAGUUAUCUGAACGUUGUAGUUUUGAUUUGUGCAGUUUAAUAUAAACGAGAUAUAAAGCAGAUAAACUUCCGCUAGAGGAACAAGAUCCUGCUAUUCUACAUUGCAGAUUGCCGGCUAUCAUACUGUCGGGCAUGCAACUCAUGUGUCCGCUCUAUUCGCUAUACGACUAGUCAGCUGUUGACAUUGAGAAAAUCCCUGCUCUGCAACCGCCGUCCGGUAGCAAUAGAUGACCGUCGCAAUUACAAGUUCAGCAACCGAAACAACUACAUAAGUGCAGAUGAACAACGACACCAAGAUACAGCAAACGAGGAAGAGCCAGAAUGGGUGUCGGCAGGACCUACCUUUCGCCUGGACACAAUUUGUGAAUUCGAUGGAGAUAUUUCAAACAACGCCUCACCAAUCGAUUAGUUGACAUGCUAGCACAAAAUCAAGUCAACAGUAGCAUGAUUACUCAGCAACAAAUUCUAAUGCAAAUUCUCAGUGAAAAUCAACAGAAACAAUGAAAAACAACGUUGAGAAUGCAACUGAUCCACCACAAAUGCAACAACCCAACAACCCAACCCAACUAUCCAUCCCAACGUGAGCUGCAGUUCCGUACCCGAUCCAUAAUUCAGAACGCUCCGCAAAAAAACUGCAGGAUCAACACUGCAAACGCUAAAUAUUUUCUGGAAAAGGCGUUGUUUAACCUCACCACCAGCAAGCCUUUGCUCGAGUCUCGUAUCAAGUCAUCUAGAAACAGCGGCAGCCAAAGAGGAGAGCUGCAGCUGGUCGUUCUAAUGUGGUUCCUCUGUCUGUUAGGUCUGCUCAGUGAUGAAAGCCACGGUGGUGGAGCCAUAAUAGGUUCGCUUGGGGAGCAGGCACCCCGCUGCAGGAUCAGCACGAGCGAAAGAAGAAUUCGAAAAAGGCCAACAUUUCUCCAGAAGGUGAUUUGACACUUGGUAGUGUGAAGUCCGAUGGAAAAAUGUGAACGCUAGGAAAUAUCCAACCUGAUAGCACCAACACUAACAUCCCCCUACGCAUACCGCGUUACACCUGAAUAUUCUAUGUUUCAUAUUCAAAAAGUAAUAAAGUUUUGAUAAAACUCUUAAAUAGUUUUGAGAAAUA